AUGCCUCGUCGGAAACUCUCUGAUGCUGAACGCUGGCAGGCCAUUGGAAUGGUAAGAACUGGAAUGAUGUAUAGAAGGAUUGGCGAACACUUUAAUGUCAGUCAGACUGUAAUAUUGCGUCUGGUACAACGCUGGAAAAGAACUGGGGGUGUGGAAGAAGCUAAAAGAUCUAGAAGACCCCGAAAGACUACAGAGAGGGAAGAUAGACUUCUAAAACGACUAGCUAAACAGAAUACUUCUGACACUGCAAACACACUGAGAAGCAAAUGGAACACCAAAGGUCGAAUCAGCAGAAGCACAGUUAACAGGAAGCUAAACAAGGAAAAGAUGCGAUCACGUCGGCCAAUAAAACGUCCACUCUUAUCCCAGAGACAAAGAACACGUCGACCUGUACUAAUAGAUGACAACGCUAGACCUCAUCGGGCCCGAAUAGUUAAAGACUAUCUUUCCCAUGAAUCCAUUGAAACUAUGACCUGGCCCACCAUGUCCCCAGAUAUGAACCCAAUUGAACAUUUGUGGGAUUAUCUUGGUCGUAGAAUUAAUCAGAGGACCCCAAGAUGUGAAUACUUACAGGAUUUGAAAGAUGCUUUAAUUCAGGAAUGGAGACAGUUCCCCCAAAACCGCCUAAGACGACUUGUCCACAGCAUGAGAAGGCGUGUAAAAGAACUGUACAAAAGUUGUGGUGGAUGUACACAUUAUUAA
Messenger RNA from Saccostrea echinata, 702 nucleotides. RefSeq lists its product as uncharacterized. Bases 1 to 702 code for a protein of 233 amino acids. The record is from RefSeq and is a predicted model, not a curated record. The transcript has 2 exons. Gene Ontology annotation, molecular function: nucleic acid binding. Lineage: Eukaryota; Metazoa; Mollusca; Bivalvia; Ostreida; Ostreidae.